AUGGCCACGAGACGACCAAGUCUUUCCAUGAGAGAGGGCACCUCCGAUAUUGAUUCGCUUGAUUCUCUAGAGUCCAACAACUUCAGGGCGGAUGAUAUUCAUAUCUACAAGAACCAUUCUGAUGGCAACGAAGAAGGUGGUAGUGCUGCAUCUGCUGCUAAUUAUGAUGAUGAUGAUGGUGGUGGUAAUAAUAAUAAUUAUAAUCACAGCAAUUGCAGCAAUACUUCCUCAAAAUUGGAAACAUUUGGCUCUCAUAUGAACGGGGAAAGUAUUACCCCCGAUACAAUGAGGAAAUCACACACACUAUUAUCCAAAAUUACCACCAUACAGCUGAACGAUACACAAGUAGUCCCGCUGAAAAACCGUCGAGGACUGUUAUCAAGCUUAUGUCUUAUUCCAGAGUAUCAGGAUGCAAGAGAGCUUCCAACAUCAUUGAGAAGGUUCAUUGUUUUUAUCAUUGCAUUCUGUGCAAUGUUAGGCCCUAUGGGUACAUCAAUUUUGUUACCUGCUUCGGACGAUGCUGUAGAAAACUUGAAAACAAAUAUAACGAUGCUUAAUAUUGCAAUUGGUGUGUAUCUCAUUACGCUUGGUGUUAUCCCAUUGUGGUGGAGUAAUUUUUCGGAGAGGCACGGUAGACGAUCAAUAUACAUCAUCUCAUUUAUUAUGUAUUUGUGUUUUACAAUCGGCUGUGCUCUAGCUAAAGAUGUUAAUAUGCUCAUUGGAUUUCGUGUAUUGAGCGGUGGUUGUGCUGCAAGUGUUCAAAGUGUUGGUGCUGGUACUAUCGGUGACUUAUACCCGAUAACAAAGAGGGGUGCAGCAAUGGGACUAUUCUACCUCGGACCUCUAGCUGGACCUCUAUUGAGUCCUAUUAUAGGUGGUGCGAUUACUAGUAAUCCCAGAUUCGGCUGGAGGGCAACGCAGUGGUUCUUAAUAUGUUUGAGUGGGGGUUGUUGUAUAUUAAUUAUUUUUUUUUUACCUGAAACAUUAAGAAAACAGGAUAAUAAAGAUGCUAUUAGGAAAAUUUUACGGGAAAGACUUAGAAACAAAAGAAACCCAGAAGAUACAGAGUCGAACGUUACUACAGAAAAUAAAGACCUUAGUGACACAAAUGAUAAAGAUUCUUUAUUGUCACCUUCAAACAACAAAAUAACGCCAGCAUCAUCUGGCACCCCAUCCAAUGCAAAUAACACUAGAGAUGAUAACGAAGCAAUCAAUGAGCAAGAAGUGGAGCGCCUAAACACACUAUUAAGCAAAAUUUCUACACGUGUAUCGUUCGGAAGUAGAAGCAGGAGAGGAUCUUUCGUAUCUGUUGUCCCUCAAGGGGGGGGAAACAACUCCAAUCGCGUUGGUGAUAAUGAGGAAAAUAUUGAUGCGUUGGCAAUUGAUGAAGACGAAGCGCCUGUAAUUGAUUCGGUUGCGCCAUUAUCCAAAGUUCCCACAAAGGGGAUUAUCAACAUAGAAGAUUACAGUAGAAACAAAAAUGAUGAAAUCGCAAACGAACUCGAUCAAAUACAAGAUAUCGAAAAACGUGGUAGAAUAGCUUUGCUCAAACGUUACACUAAGAUAUACUUGUAUGGUCCAUUGAAAGCUUUCACGUUUAUGAGGUACCCCCCUGUAUUCUUAUCCAUUGCGUAUUCUGCACCGUGUUUUGCUGCUUUGUAUGUUCAAAACAUGACUUUGACUUAUAUGUAUUCGAGGUCACCGUAUAAUUUCUCCUCUGUUUUGGUUGGUUUAGUCUACAUUCCAAAUUCGGUGACCUAUUUCAUUGCUUCUAUUUGGGGUGGAAAGUUCAACGACUAUUUAUUGAAAAAAAAAAUUGAAAAAUAUGGUAUUGUAGCUCCGGAAGCCAGGUUUGGUAUCAAUGUGUAUGUUGCGGCCGCAAUGCUCCCUGGAUCUAUGCUAAUCACAGGGUGGUGUUUGGAUUACAAGGAGCAAUGGGUUACUCCAUUGGUUGGUACUGCAUUGUUUGGGUUUGCUCAAAUGAUUGUCAUUGGUGUAACUGUCACUUAUCUUGCGGAUUGUUUACCUGGUAAAGGGGCGACUGGAAUUGCAUUAAGUAAUUUUGUAAGAAUGAUCAUGGCAGCAGGAGUCUCUUUUGCAACUGAGCCAUUGAUCAAAGCAAUGGGGGUUGGGCCACUAUUUAGCAUGUGUGCUGGUAUCACGGCUGUUUUAAGUGUUUUGUUGGUUGUUAUUAUCAGAUAUGGUGAUCAUUGGCGAGAGACUUACAACCUAGAAAAACUAUACGAUAUCGUAGAUGACUGA
This is a messenger RNA of Pichia kudriavzevii, 2262 nucleotides long. RefSeq lists its product as uncharacterized. The transcript has a single exon. NCBI's taxonomy places the organism in Eukaryota, Fungi, Ascomycota, Pichiomycetes, Pichiales, Pichiaceae. Gene Ontology annotation, molecular function: polyamine transmembrane transporter activity. The coding region runs from base 1 to 2262 and encodes 753 amino acids. Gene Ontology annotation, biological process: intracellular polyamine homeostasis; transmembrane transport. The record is from RefSeq and is a predicted model, not a curated record.